UUUUAGGUCCGAGAGUUAUUUGGCGUUUCAGAUGCUUUUAGUUAGAAAUCAUCUAAAAUUUAUAGCUUAUUUAAACUAUAUGCAAAUAAAUUUCAUAUAAAACAAAAACACCUGUUUUUACUUUUAUGGAACAGCCGGUUUAGAUUCACCUGCUCAAACCAUCUUCCUCCCGCCUCCUGCAGACACAGCGCGUGAGGAGAACGGAGGGAGCGAUGGACGGCGAGAGGAGCAGCAACACCUCCUGCGGAGAGCGCGAGGUGAUCUGCUCCGCGGCGCGCGCCACGGACACGCUGUCCACAGCCUCCGCGUUGAGCGACAGCGCUCAGGCCGUGAAUACGCACCGGCUCCUGGACCUGCAGCUUCCCGCCACGGCCAGCCGAACGGUGGCAAUGGUGCCAGAGGUCUUGCACCCAUUCCCAACCGUGGAUGUUCCCGACCACGCCCACUACACUAUCGGCUCAGUCAUCCUUGCCAUUGGGAUCACCGGGAUGAUCGGGAAUCUCCUAGUUAUUUAUGCCUUCAGCAGGAGUCGCAGCCUGCGGACACCUGCUAACAUGUUCAUCAUAAAUCUGGCCAUCACUGACCUGCUGAUGUGCGUCACCCAAUCACCCAUCUUCUUCACCACCAGCAUGCACAAGAGGUGGAUCUUUGGAGAGAAAGGUUGUGAGCUUUACGCUUUCUGCGGCGCUCUCUUCGGGAUCUGCUCCAUGAUCACACUGACAGUGAUUGCCAUUGAUCGUUAUUUCGUGAUCACGCGCCCUCUGACCUCCAUCGGUGUGUUGUCACGGAAACGGGCCCUUCUAGUCCUUGCUUUGGUCUGGGUGUACUCACUGGGCUGGAGCCUGCCGCCUUUCUUUGGCUGGAGUGCCUAUGUCCCUGAGGGUCUGCUCACUUCCUGCACAUGGGACUACAUGACCUUUACCCCCUCGGUGCGAGCAUACACCAUGCUGCUCUUCAUCUUUGUCUUCUUCCUGCCUCUCUUCAUCAUCAUCUAUUGCUACAUCCUCAUCUUCAGAGCCAUCCGCACCACCAACCAGGCAGUUGGGAAGAUUAACGGCAGCACUCACAGCCACAGCAGCACACGAGACAUGGUGAAGAGAUUCCACCGGCUGCAGAAUGAGUGGAAGAUGGCAAAGAUUGCGCUGAUCGUCAUCCUCCUCUACGUCAUUUCCUGGUCGCCAUAUUCCACCGUUGCUCUCACUGCUUUUGCCGGCUACGCGGACAUGCUGACUCCCUACAUGAACUCCAUUCCUGCCGUCAUCGCUAAAGCUUCGGCCAUCCACAACCCAAUCAUCUACGCCAUCACACACCCCAAGUACAGGAUAGCAUUAGCUAGGUACAUCCCGUGCCUUGGCACUCUGCUCUGCAUCCACCCUCGUGACCUUCGCUCCACCAGCAGCAGCUUCAUGUCCAUGCGUCGCCCCACCCUGACCAGCCAGAGCUCCGACAUCAGCAGCCAAUACAGACGUCCCAGCACCAGAAAGUCCCGCCUCUCCUCCGCCUCUGACAGCGAAUCAGGUCUGACGGACACUGAGGCCGACCUAUCCAGCUUAGGAUCCCGACCUGCCAGCCGUCAGGUUUCCUGCGACAUCAGCAGAGACACUGCUGAGCUGCCUGACUUCAAAUACUCCUCCAGCUUCAAGUCCAAGCUUAAGAACCAUGACUCAGGCAUAUUUGAAAAGAUGUCCUACGACACCGUUUCUAUGGGUGGAGUCAGUGAGCGCAGCAGCAUCCCAAAUAACAGAGAUUUUUCUGAGGGACACAUGAUGCGAGGCGCCAUUGGUCGAAUCCCGAGCAUUGUCGUCACUUCAGAGUCCAGCCCCUUCCUUCCCGUGGGACGAAACGGUUCACGUACAAAUCGACCCAAAGCUGUCAACAACAACACGGGGGCGGGGCAUGGCUAGAACCCCGCCCCCUCCUCUUCACAGCUGAAGCCAUGUAACCACUGACUUACUCUGACAGAAAUAAUGAGUCCUCUGAGGCAAAAGAGGAAUUCAGCUGACAUUUAUUGAGGUUUUAUAUAUUUUCUAUUUAAUGGAAAUUUUAUUUUAGUGCUUAAACAGAUUUCCAAAAAGUUUUUUUUAGGUUUUGAUCCAUCAAACCGCAAAUUUAAAAUGGUAAAUGGUAAAUGGCCUGUAUUUGAUAUAGCGCCUUCUAGAGUCCUGGAACCCCCCAAGGCGCUUUACAACACAAUCAGUCAUUCACACAUUCAUGGGGCUGUCGCUGGAGAACACAGACUUUCUACUGGGUUAGUGUUUGGGAUCAUGUCCUACAGGAAAAUCCACCCAUGUUUCCUCUUCAGUGCUCUCACUGAUGGAAGGGUUUUUUUUACCCCAAAUCUGAUCAUACAGGGCUUCAUUCAUCCUCUCCUUAAUACGGAUCAGUUGUCCUGUCCCCUUUAUAGAAAAGCAGCCCAAAGCAUGAUGUUUCCACACCCAUGCUUCACAGUGUGUAUGGUGUUCUUGGGACACAACGCAGCAUUUUUACCCCUUCAAGCAUGGCGAGGGGCAUUUAUUCUAGGUAAGACGUUACAAUAAGUGUCCUUUUAUUUAUGUUAGUGCAUUAUUAAAGAGCAAAUUACAGAUUUUUUUUAUAUAAAAUGCCGUCCAAACAAUACUAUUUGAAACACUUAUUGUGGGUAUUUUGUUUUACAAUACAUAGCGACACAUUUUUUCGAGUAAAAAGUGGCUUUUUUCAGCAAAGCUUCUAAAAUACUUCUCUUUUUUUUAUCUUAACCUCUGACUUAAUGAUGGGGAGCUAUAAGCUAGCCUUGCCUCAAGCUCAGUGUGGCCAAUAAGUCGUUAUAAGGUUUAUAGGUCGAGUCAGUGUGUUCACUAGUUUUGGAUUGCGUUCAUUUUUCUUAAAAAUGGUAAACUAUUGUGUUUGUGGAUGCACAGCACUAUCUGCAUUUGGCCAAUGGUUUCUUCCUCUAGUUUGUCUCUGAUGGGGCGUGCAGCAAAUUCAUAACUUUAUGGUUUUGGUCCAUCAGAAGUAGAAUUAUAAACAUUUAAUGUUUCCUCUGUGUCAGAGCCGGCAUUAGCAUCCAUAUUUUUCUCUGGAUCAAGCUAACAGGACUCCCUCUGCCUGUGUCACGUCUGGUUUGGCAGGAAAAAAAAAACAUUUUUCUCACAAAAACGACUCUCAUUGCCUAAAUAAUCUAUGUCUACGUUUUUUAGAGCAAGUUCUUAUUAUGUUUCUCUAAAAACUAGUUCAAGGGAGGCUCUAAUCUGCUUAGUAACACAUAACAACAUUUGUUUAAGCUGUUUAUUAAAUGUUAAUCAAAUAACGGUAAUAAAGGGACCCUUAUUGUAAAGUGCUACCGAGUUUAUUUUGGUUUCAUUUGAUCACGACAUUUUCCUAAUCCUCCUCUGGAUCAUCCAGAUGGUUUCUGGCAAACAUUAGAUGAGCCUGGACAUGUGCUGGCUUACACAGGGGGAUCUUUCAAGAACUGUUGGAUUUUAAUCCAUGGUGACGUGAGUUACUAAUGGUAACCUUUGUUACUGUGGUCCCAGCACUCUUCUUCAGGUCAUUUAAAAGUUCCCCUUGAGCUGUUAACUGUUCUCAAGAUCAUUUGUACCCCACAAUGUCAGAUACGGCUGUAACAACAAAUUGAAAAAAAUGAUAAAAUACGAUGAAGAAAUGCGUUGGCAAUGCUUUUUGUCAUCAAUUUGUUUUGUUGUGCAACUUUUUUGGUGUUGUGCAAUCUUCAUGUAACAGUCAAUACGCACAGCUCAUCUGAUACAUCAGCAGAGCAGACUGAGGCAGAUUAGAAUGAGAGACACAUAUAUGUCACAUGUAUAAUUAUUGUGUAAGGACAAUGCUUUUUACUGGCACACAAUGUGCUAAUCUAGGUGAUGUGGAGGAAAACAGAGAAACCAGCAAAGACACAGGGGCAGAAACAGUCCAAAGUUUGGUAUCAACAGUGUAACUACAAGCAGAUUAGCUAGUGCUAGCAGGUAGCAGGCUCACGAUCAAGUGGGUUCAGAAAAAACAUGAUGGUUGUGAAACUAAGAAUAUCUAAACUCUACAAGCGGAAGAAAAGUCACCCUCAUCAUCCUGUUCAUUAGCUGUGUGCAGCGCUACGGAGCAGAACUGGUGUUAUGUUGAUAUGUGUUUCCCCCCUCGAGAUCUGUUUCUUUUGCUCACAUAUCGACGUAACACCAGUGUCGGUACAGGAUCGGCUCGAGAUUAAAUGUUAUUAACAUUUCCAGUAGCUUACUACUGAACAUGUUAUUGAAAUGCAUACAUUUUUACUGAUCAUAGUUUCACCAUAUUUAGGUGAUAGCAUGUUGUUUUUAUAAGCUAUUGAACUCUUUUCCAGUCAUAUUCUGUUGUUAAAGGAAAGGAACAAGAAAAAAAAAAUGUUUUCCUUGUAGUGUUUACAUUUGAAAACUGAAAUUAAAAAAAUUUCCCCAAUCAAGUUUUUUUGCACUCGAGUCCAAAUCGUUUCCCUUUGAGAAUCUGCUGAUACAGGGUAUCGAUCUGAUACUUCAAUAAAGAAAGCAAAGAAACAAAUCCAGAAUGUUUCUUCUUUUUUAUGUAAUUCACUUUAUUUUAACAUUUAACAACUCUACUAACAAACUGAGCACAACCAUGUUUUGUUGUUAAAGUAAAGGAAGGAGAGGAAAAAACGUUUCCCUAACAUUUUUUAAAUUUUCUGGUUUAAUCUGUUUAAUAGAUUAACCGAGUCGAGACCCCAUCUGAA
Nothobranchius furzeri (turquoise killifish) is the source of this 4705-nucleotide messenger RNA. Its product is annotated as melanopsin-A. NCBI's taxonomy places the organism in Eukaryota, Metazoa, Chordata, Actinopteri, Cyprinodontiformes, Nothobranchiidae. The record is from RefSeq and is a predicted model, not a curated record. Gene Ontology annotation, molecular function: G protein-coupled photoreceptor activity. Gene Ontology annotation, biological process: cellular response to light stimulus; visual perception; G protein-coupled receptor signaling pathway. Gene Ontology annotation, cellular component: plasma membrane.